Silurus meridionalis is the source of this 2542-nucleotide messenger RNA. It is a transcript of the gene htr1d, whose product is annotated as 5-hydroxytryptamine (serotonin) receptor 1D, G protein-coupled. Lineage: Eukaryota; Metazoa; Chordata; Actinopteri; Siluriformes; Siluridae. Gene Ontology annotation, cellular component: plasma membrane. The coding region runs from base 1015 to 2157 and encodes 380 amino acids. Gene Ontology annotation, biological process: chemical synaptic transmission; regulation of behavior; vasoconstriction. The record is from RefSeq and is a predicted model, not a curated record. The transcript is spliced from 3 exons. Gene Ontology annotation, molecular function: G protein-coupled serotonin receptor activity.
UUUCUGUCGUCUGGUGUAUCCGUGACACACACACUUUUACACGUCCAUGUCUGUUUUUUCCAAUCAAGGCUUACUUGCUCUUCUCUAACCCAAAGAUUAGUAUCCUGUGGAAAACAUUGAAUGCAGCAAAUCUGACCAGGAGGCUUCCUAAUGACACUGGAGAUCUAAUAAUGCCAGCGCAAAAAAAAGAUCGAAGGAGAAGAUUGGAAAGGGGGAGGGAACAGUGUGGAACCCCGAAAGUGUUCGUGUGCAAGAGACCCCCGUGUCGAUCCGCAGCGUCAACCGAUAGCAGAGGCACUAAAGGGGCGUGAGACGGGACGGGUGCGCACUUGUCUCAGUCUCUCUCUCUUUCCGAAAAAAAGAACCUCUCGUUUUUUUGUGCUGUAUUUUACGCAACAUUCUCUUCUAUUGCUCAUCUGAUGGAGUGAAGCUUUAUAAGCGCUUAUAAUCUCACUGAUAUUAUUUUUUUUUUGAAAAGUGCGGCGUGGGAGCGCUGCGUUUACGCACCGCACUCGUGAGAUGAUGCGCGUCUGGAUAUUUCCCCUGCAAUGGACUCGAGUGUGAAACGUGAUGACACUUCUGUGGAUCCGAGACUUCAGUCCGAUCGAGUGAGAGAGAAAAUCCCCAGAUCUUCACUAUGACAUGGAUUGAAUCCAUCCAAGAUGAGGCAUUUCUUCCAUUAGGAGUAACAACAAUCUUUUGACAGUUCUGCUUCUUCUUUGUCGUAGCUUUUAUUCACUGAAGAGACUUCACCAGGGAUCUAUUUGAGCAAAGUGAAGGUUUUUUCAUAUGCACACACACCAAGGGAUUGGGUUAAGGAGAAGAGAAUUAAGGCAAAGCUUCGGUAUUAGACAUUAAUGGAGACCUAAACCAGAAAGCUGAGAUAUGUGAAAAGAACAAAUCUUGAGCAAGAUUUAUAGGGAAACUUUUAUAAUAAUGGCUCGUAUAACUGUUAUAUUAUCAAAAACCUUGCAUUUGUCUUGACGAUGUAGCUAUGAACAGCAACAAAGAGGCAUGAUGGAUAAAUACAACACAACUGCUGAGCUUUUCCCGUUUAACAACACAAGCAGUUUGGACCCUUCCGAGCCCUGGGACGACACAACACGACUAGGCCUCCAGAUCUCUCUGUCGAUUAUUCUGGUCAUAAUAACAUUGGCUACAAUGCUGUCCAAUGCUUUCGUCAUCGCCACCAUUUUCCUGACACGCAAGUUGCACACACCAGCUAACUUCCUGAUUGGCUCUUUGGCCCUGACAGAUCUGCUUGUGUCCAUCCUGGUCAUGCCCAUCAGCAUCUUGUACACCGUGAGUAAGACCUGGACCCUUGGGCAGGUGGUUUGUGACAUCUGGCUUUCAUCAGAUAUAACCUUCUGCACAGCGUCCAUCUUGCACCUGUGCGUGAUUGCGCUGGACCGGUACUGGGCCAUCACGGACGCACUGGAGUACUCUAAGAGGCGGACAACUAGACGGGCCGCGCUCAUGAUCGCAGUUGUAUGGGUCAUCUCCAUCUCCAUCUCUAUGCCUCCACUUUUCUGGAGGCAAGCCAAGGCUCAAGAAGAGUUGACGGAAUGUCUGGUCAACACUGACCAGAUCUCCUACACGAUCUACUCCACUUUCGGCGCAUUUUACGUGCCCACCGUGCUCCUCAUUAUCCUUUAUGGCCGAAUCUACGUGGCUGCCCGCAGUCGCAUUUUCAAGACCCCAGCAUCGAGAGCAAAACGAUUCACUACGGCGCAACUCAUCCAAACGUCAGCCGGCUCCUCCCUCUGCUCGCUCAACUCCUCAACCAACCAAGAGGGUCUUCACCUAGGAGCCGGAAAUAGUGGAGGAGGAGGGUCUCCAAAUUUCUCAAACAGUGUCAAGGUGAAGCUAGCAGAUAGCGUCCUAGAGCGAAAACGACUGUGCGCAGCAAGAGAAAAGAAAGCCACAAAGACUCUAGGCAUCAUCUUAGGAGCCUUCAUCAUAUGCUGGCUGCCCUUCUUCGUAGGAACACUGGUCAUGGCGAUCUGUAAGGAGUGCUGGUUCCACCAAGUGCUGUUCGACUUCUUCACCUGGCUCGGCUAUCUCAACUCACUGAUCAACCCUGUGAUCUACACGGCCUUCAACGACGAGUUCAAGCAAGCCUUCCACAAGCUGAUCAAGUUCAAGAGAUGCUACUGAAGAGAGCAUGAAUAAUGAGAGAACAUUUGCUCUUUUACUUUGUUGUAUUGAAACACAAAAUCCACCCUCACGAUUCAUGAUGCAUGAUCAUGAUGCAUUUUUGUACAGCUAAAUGACCAUGAGAAAGAAAAAAAAAAAAGGAAACAAAAAGUUGUGCCAAAAUGUGGAUGUUACCUUGUAGAUUUACUUAUUCUGCAUGUUUCAAAGUCCCUGUUUUACCCUUUAGAAAAUAUUUGUCAUGUAUCUAUAAGCAAUUACAGAUGCUGAGAGCAUAUCAGACAAAACUUGAGGACUCAUGAGAUGUUGAAAAUCAUUCAAUCACAAUACAUGAAAUACAUGUAGUCUAUUGAGGGAAGAAAUAUAAAAGUUGCAAUUUUUAAAACAG